AGCAGGGAGACAGAGCAGACAGUCGGAGGGAGACGGGAUAGAGCAGCAGCAGCUGGAAGACACACAGGCACAGACACAGACAGGCAGAAAAUCCCGACCCGGACUCUGCAAAGCAUCAUUUCUUUCCGCCGCCGGAUUAAACCCGUCCCCGACACCGAAAUCACGCCAAGACAUGAGCUUCUCCCACUGAACAUUAUUGAUGCUGAACUGAGUGGUCCAGUGCUGUCCUCCAGUGUUUCCCCUCCCCUCAAUUUUCUGUCCCUCUGUCUGUCACCUGGUUCGUGAGCAGCCAUGACAAAGUCCUACGAGUUCAACUGGCAGAAGCACCUGCCUGAGUUCAUGCAGGAAGGCGCCUCCUUCGACAGGUUUGAUGAGGACCCAUACAUCUUUGAGCCCAACUGUCAGAUGACGGUGGACGAGUUUGGCUUUUUCAUCUGCUGGAAGAGUGAGGGAAAGGAAGGCCAGGUUCUCGAGUGUUCCCUCAUCAACAGUAUACGCGUCGGUGCCGUCCCUAAGGACCCAAAGAUCUUGUCAUCAUUCGAAGCCAUGGGGAAGACGGAGGCAGACUUGGAGGGCUGCAUCAUAUGCAUCUGCAGUGGCACAGACCUGGUCAACCUAAACUUCAUGUUCAUGGUGGCGGAGAGCCCCGACACAGCCAGGAAGUGGAUCGAGGGUUUGAGGUCGGUGAUUCACAACUUUAAGGCCAACAAUGUCUGUCCAAUGACCUGCCUCAAGAAACAUUGGAUGAGAAUGUGUUUCCUGACCAACGUAAAUGGGAAGAUUCCUGUGAGAGGCAUUACUCGAACAUUUGCAUCAGGAAAGACAGAGAAGGGGAUCUUUCAGGCUCUAAAGGAUCUCGGCCUUCCUAGUGGAAAGAAUGAUGAGAUUGAACCAACAGAUUUCACCUUUGACAUUUUCUACGCGCUCACACAGAAGAUCUGCCCUCGUACAGACAUAGAAGAACUCUUCAAGAAAAUCAAUGGGAACAAAACUGAUUAUUUAACCGUAGACCAGUUAGUCAGCUUUCUGAAUGAAAACCAGCGUGACCCUAGGUUAAAUGAGAUCCUGUUCCCGUUCUACGAUCCCAAGAGGGCCACACAGAUUAUUGACAAAUACGAGAGAGAUGAAGAGCUGAAGAAAAAAGGUUGCAUGUCCAGCGAUGGCUUCUGCCGGUACCUGAUGUCAGAUGAAAACGCACCAGUUUUCUUGGACCGGCUGGAGUCGUACCAGGAAAUGGACCAGCCACUGGCCCACUACUUCAUUAGCUCCUCCCACAACACUUACCUAACAGGGCGACAGUUUGGAGGGAAGUCCUCAGUAGAGAUGUACCGACAGGUCCUGCUGUCUGGAUGCAGAUGUGUGGAGCUGGACUGCUGGGAUGGGAAAGGAGAGGACCAGGAGCCCAUUAUCACUCAUGGCAAGGCCAUGUGCACAGACAUCCUGUUCAAAGAUGUUAUCCAAGCCAUCAAGGAGACAGCAUUUGUGACCUCAGACUACCCUGUUAUUUUGUCCUUCGAAAACCAUUGCAGUAAACCACAGCAGUACAAGAUGGCAAAGUAUUGUGAGGAGAUCUUUGGUGAGUUCCUCCUCAAACAGCCUCUGGAAAACUACCCGAUUGAAUCGGGACGCCCCUUACCCUCGCCAAACGACCUCAAACGUAAAAUCCUCAUCAAAAACAAACGCUUAAAACCGGAAGUUGAACAAAAACAGCUAGAGGCCUUUAAGAAACACAUGGAGGCAGGAGAGACCAACACUCCUGCCAUCAUCAUGGGAGAGGAGAAUGAAGAGGAGACAGAGAAUGGAGAAAAGGAGGUUGAGGAUAAGGAUUUGAAUUCAGAGGCGCCCAGCAGCCUGUCAGAGGCAACCACUGACAAAGAGGCCAAUAGUGUUUCCCAGAGCAACGCUAUCAGCUCGACAAAAGAGGACGAACUCAGCAACAGUGUCAAGAAGGUGCCUGACGAUGAAGCGACUGAGAUUUCUGAAGCCACAGAAGCAACAGACGCCACAGAUAUCUCCGAAGCUUCUGACCAAGACAACAACAAGAAGGGUGUAGAAGAGGCGGAGGACUCUGAAGAGGCUCUGAUUGCUCAGUACACGUAUGUAGGAGCCACCACUAACAUCCACCCAUGGCUCUCAGCCAUGGUCAACUACGCCCAGCCUGUCAAGUUCUCGGGUUUUGAUGUGGCAGAAGAAAGAAACAUCCACCAUAACAUGUCCUCAUUUAACGAGUCUGUUGGUUUGGGCUAUCUGAAGACCAAUGCUAUCGAGUUUGUCAACUACAACAAGCGUCAGAUGAGCCGUAUCUACCCCAAAGGGGGUCGGGUGGACUCCAGUAAUUACAUGCCUCAGAUCUUCUGGAACGCAGGCUGCCAGAUGGUCUCGCUCAACUUCCAGACCCCAGAUCUGGCCAUGCAGUUGAACCAGGGAAAGUUUGAGUACAACGGCUCCUGCGGGUACCUGCUGAAGCCUGAUUUCAUGCGGCGGUCAGACAGGAUGUUUGACCCUUUCUCAGAGACACCAGUCGAUGGGGUCAUUGCUGCAACGUGCAGCGUACAGGUAUUUUCUGGACAGUUCUUGUCGGACAAGAAAAUCGGCACGUACGUUGAGGUCGACAUGUAUGGCCUGCCAACAGACACCAUUCGGAAGGAGUUCCGCACACGUAUGGUGAUGAACAACGGACUGAACCCAGCCUACAACGAGGAGCCCUUCGUCUUCAGGAAGGUGAUCUUACCAGAUCUGGCAGUACUGCGCAUCGCCGUCUACGACGACAACAACAAGCUGAUUGGUCAGCGCAUCCUGCCUCUGGACGGCCUGCAGGCUGGCUACCGUCACAUCUCGCUGAGGAAUGAGGGCAACAAGCCCCUGUCGUUACCCACCAUCUUCUGCCAAAUCAUCCUCAAGACCUACGUGCCCGACGGCUUCGGAGCAAUUGUGGAUGCACUAUCUGAUCCAAAGAAGUUCUUGACCAUAGCAGAAAAAAGAGCUGACCAGAUGAAGGCCCUGGGGAUUGACACGAAUGACAUAGCAGACGUUCCCAGUGGAAGCUCAAAGAACGACAAGAAGGGAAAGGGGAAAGGAGACACAGUGAAGGCCAACGUGACACCACAGGCCAGCUCCGACAUGGCCCAGACCUCCAACUCCGCUCAAAAUAAUACAGCAGAAACCAAGAAAGAUACUGCACUUGUGCCUAAUGUCAGCAUUGAUGACUUAAAACAAAUGAAGACGUACCUUAAACUGAUUAAAAAGCAACAGAAGGAGCUCAACACCUUAAAGAAGAAACACUCAAAGGAUCAAAAUACAAUGCAGAAAGCUCACUGCAGCCAGGUGGACAAGAUGGUGUCUCAGCACGACAAGGAGAAGACAACCCUGGAUAAACUACUAGAGAAAGCCAUCAAAAAACGAGGGGAAAACAACUGCCAAGAGCUGAAGAAGGAGACCGAGGAUAAGAUCCAAACACUGGACGCAGAUCACAAAGUCAAGGUAAAGGACAUCACAGCACAGCACACUAAAGAGUGGUCCGAGCUGAUCAGUAGUCACAGCAGCGAGGAGCAGGAGAUGAAGGACAGCCACGUCACGCAGCAGUGCGAACACCUCAAGAAACUCCUGGCCACUGUCCAGGAGCAGCAGACCAUGCAGCUCAAACUCAUCCAUGAGCGGCAGAGCAAAGAGAUGCGUGCCAACCAGGCCAAGAUGUCCAUGGAAAACAGUAAAGCCAUCAGCCAGGACAAGUCCAUAAAAAACAAGGCAGAAAGAGAGAGGAGAGUCCGAGAGUUAAACAGCAGCAACACCAAGAAGUUCCUGGACGAGAGGAAGAGGCUGGCCAUGAAGCAUCAGAAGGAGAUGGAACAGCUAGAGAAAAACCAGAGAGAACAGGUGGAGAAACUGGAGAAGUUCAAUGAGCAGCUUUUGAAAUCACACCAUGCAAACAAACAGGUUCAAGGCCAAGGACAUGCAGCAGAUGGUGAAGUUGGAGGAGGAGAUGGACCGCAGACCUGCCACGGUGGUGUGAGCGACUGAGACUGAGACACAAGCACACACACACACACACACACACGUACGCUCACACACACACACACACACGCAGGUGCAGAAAUACUCCACCGCAGAUAGCCCUCUACAACCCGGAGUCAUUAACCCCUCCUACAUCCAUGUCUUUGUACUUUUCCGUCAUGUUCACAAACAAACACGCAGUAGCCCCCCACCACUCAGUUUUUGCACCCUUAUCCCACCCACUAACUUUAUAUACCACUGAGCCAUUGGUGCUUAUCACUGUUUGACGGGGGGAUAACCACUAAUCAUGAGAGGGAAUGUUACCACAGAGAUAAAGCAGCGUAGAAUCAGAAGGAUCCCCUCCUCCACUGUAUGUAGAGAUAAGUUUUCUAUCAUUUUCAAUGUUUUCUGCAUCCUAUGGGCAACACAAGCUGCAGCUACUGGUGGAAACACACACACACAACACGCACAAAAACACUCACGAGAAGUGAAUAUCCUUUCCCGUUUUGACUUUUUUCUUCUCUUUAAAAAAAAUGUUAAAAAAUCGGUACCCGAUUCACUGCUCCAGAAACAGCGUGGAAGAGAGGAGAAGAACAUGUAUAAGAGUUAAUGUAAUUUCAGCACAAAUGAAUAAACUUUGUGAAAUACACUGUACGCUACACACCAGUCCUGUCCUGAGCACUUUGUAUGUGAUAGGCCAUCAUAACAAUGUGGAAAAUGUAGCAGUGCACUACUGUAGGUUCUCUGUAUUUCAGUAAGAAUGUAUUAAAAAAUUAAAAGAUCACUGUAUGAAGGAGUGGCAACCCCCCUAUGUCACCUUAUCUACAAUGCAAGUUGUGUGACUUCACAAAAGAUGUAUAACUAACGUUUUUGUUCUUCAACAAUGUUACAGCCGACUAUAAAAGGCUUAUUAUCUUGCUGAGUCAGAAGAUUAUAAAGGGAUUGUGAUGGAUAGAUGUUCACUUUGAUUAUGGCUGUCAAAUUGUGUGUUAAUGCCCAGAAAAUACCCAAGAGAUUGUGUAACUGCUGUGCUAAACUUUUACUUGAAAAUAACAUGCGAUAGUCAUUUUUUACAAUUGUGCGCAAUCGUCACAAGUUUACACCUGCAAAACUCAACAUUUUAUACUCCUAAUUUUGGGCUAAAAAUCAUGUAUACUAUGCAAAAAACAAAAAAACGCAUGAUUCCCUCAAAGUUUAAGGUGUAUACAGAAAUCAAUCAGGACAGAUAAUAAAAAAUACAGUAAUAGUAACCAACAUGUGGUAGCUGCUUUUGUAGCCUUUAACAUAGUGAUAAAAUGAUUGGAUCACUACAAACCAAGGCAACAACAUGAGUAAUUACAACACCUAACUUGAAAUAUGAUGAUACAUAAUGAAGGGGACAUCUACCAGUAAGCUAAAGGUUCAUCUGGGUUUUUUGCAUUAAGGAGUUUUGCACUUGAAACUCUUGUGAAAUUGUGCCAAAUCUGUACGACACUGUUAACAAAAUGAAUCCACUGUUGGCAGCACAUCGGUUCUGCUGUAAUACAUUGUGUUAAUUGACCAGCCCAUCACUAUCAGACAAGAACUGUGGCAGACAGAAGUGGAAGCCGCCCUGUCUAGUCAGUAUAUUAAAGUGUUGUUGAAGUGAAGUGCUCCUUUAAUAGCUUCUUGACUGCACGUUAGCAAACUCAGCUACUAAUCCUCAUUGUUUUCCCGCUCCCCUUCGGUCAGAGGAUAUCAGACUGAAUAAUUACAACAGAUUUGUAAUAAAGCCUGUGACAUCGCAACAACACACUUUCCACACCGGGGACUUCAGACAAGGCCUGUACCCCUCUGUGUCCCACACAGGUUCCCUCUUACUCUCUAAUGGGAGGACAGACAGCUUAAAGGAAGCACUAUUGUCCACAGCCCUGCUGACACUGCUGGACAAAAAGCCACUGCAGAGAAAGAAAUGUGACCUGCAGUAUUAUCAUAAAGUAAUCCUGUGGGUACUGUAGUAUUUGUGCACAUAUGAUCAUGCCAGGCAUUUACAUUGCAUGGCAUAACACUAACAAAGAUCGACCGAAAGUCAAAAUAAUUACAUGAAAACACAUUAAAAACAUGGGGAUAAAAGCACCUCGAGGUAUUUUGGCCUUUUUAAAGAUUUUCUUUUUCUGUAUUAUUCUGCUGUAACACACGUAGGGUAGACGGGAUGUUCUUGUAUAUACUGGAAUGUAUGUAGUUUAAUUUACUUUUUUGACCAAUUGUGUUCUGUCAUACAAGGGCUCAGGGGAUAGAUUGGGAUUGUUGGAUGUUGGGGAAAGACAUUUAUCAACCACUGGGUUUUGUUGUUUGUUCUUUUCGUCUCUUGUUUUCCAGUCUGCCCUUUCUGCACCACACAACACAGUAUAAAGCUCUCACCACAUAUCUAGUGCAGAGAUAAACGAGUAAAAAGUGCUUUUAAAUUUUAUUCCAUCGCUUUCAAAUGUGCCACUCAGUGUCUGUUAGGAUGGUAAAAUUAUUUUAUGAAUGAUAAAAUGCCAAAUUAAGGGGUUAUUUAUAUGAAGAUAUCUAUAUAAAUAAAUGAAUAUAUAUAUAUUAUAUAUUAGAUAUAAUGUGUAGUUUAAGAUUAUUAUGUUUGUUAGAGGCUUUUUUGCACUAGUUGAAUGUUUCUGUUGUGUGAUUACAUGUAACCUUUGGCUCUCUAGUUUGUCGAAAAAGCCGAUUAUUUUUGCAGAGCAAGUCACCGAUUUUAUUUCCUCAGUUUCUACUGUAUCUCCUAUUUGUUUUCUAUUUGAACUGUAGCUUGUCAACAAACCAUUCUGUGCGUGUUUUUGUAUUUAUAUUGUAUUGUUGAACUUAAAGCAAUGAAAUACCGUUGUUAUCCAGCUCCUUUAAUACUGUUUUAUAGUAUGUGUACCAAUAAAUCCAGGUGUAAAAUGGGACAUAA
This is a messenger RNA of Centropristis striata (black sea bass), 6898 nucleotides long. Its product is annotated as 1-phosphatidylinositol 4,5-bisphosphate phosphodiesterase beta-4-like. Gene Ontology annotation, biological process: lipid metabolic process; phosphatidylinositol-mediated signaling. The transcript has 40 exons. The coding region runs from base 292 to 4017 and encodes 1241 amino acids. The record is from RefSeq and is a predicted model, not a curated record. NCBI's taxonomy places the organism in Eukaryota, Metazoa, Chordata, Actinopteri, Perciformes, Serranidae. Gene Ontology annotation, molecular function: phosphatidylinositol-4,5-bisphosphate phospholipase C activity; calcium ion binding.